UGAGAUUGCAAUUUACAGUCCCCAUUCUGUUCUUGAUAUUACUCUCUCUAAACGGGAUUGGAUUUGGUUUCUCUCUAUGUAAGCAGCCUCACUUGUGGAAAUAAAUCUUUGGAUUCAGCUUUGAUGGAGGAUUCGCAGAGUAGAGGGGCAGUGUGUGUGUUGGAUUUGGCUUCGAGAAGGGCUGAAGAAGCAGCUUUGAGGAGAUAUCAAGCAGUACAUUGGCUUGAUUACCUGGUGGGAUCACUGGGAAUACCGAGCCAGCCAUCCGAGAAACAGUUCAUCUCUUGUUUGAGGAAUGGGCUAGUCCUUUGCAAUAUAAUCAACAAAGUUCAACCUGGUUCAGUUUCUAAGGUGAUAGAGAAAACUACACCUUUACAGUCGUUACCAUGGGAUUCCCAGCCUUUGCCAGCAUAUCAGUACUUUGAGAAUAUUCGGAAUUUUUUAGUUGCUGUUGAAGAACUGAAGCUUCCCAUAUUUGAUGCUUCUGUUUUUGAAAGGGAAAAUUUGGUUGAAGGGUCGUCUACUAAGGUUGUUGACUGUAUUUUGGCACUAAAAGAUUACCAUGAAUGGAAGCAAAUGACAGGAGGCUUCGGAGUUUAUAAACCACCCAGAUCACCGCUAAUUUUAAAUUCAGCUGGUAGAAUUUGUCCUAGAACUCCAAGUGUAGUUUCUUCCAACAGUUCCAGGCGAUUAGACAUGACAGGAUGCAGCAACAAACCACUGCCAUCAGAGAGCAAUAUUAGGAAGGUCGAAGAUGCUAUUGUCAAGGUUCUUGCUGAACAUAUGGUUUGCUCAAAGGAGAACAUAGAUAAUAACCUCAUUGCUUCAUAUCGUAGUGGGAAGGUGAAUCCGGUGACUUUCCUCAACGAGAUUAUAUCAAGUUUUGAGGAAGAAUUCAAAAAAAAAUAUCCUGAGGUGAAAUUCAGUAUGGACCAUUUAAGAGAAAGGAGUUGCUCACCGUUGCAUGUCAAGUCAGUUCCGCUUGCUGAUUUGUCAAAUUUGCAAAAUCGUAAGUGUUGCAGAGCUUGCUUAAAGAAGGGUACUUGCAACCACUGGAAUCAAGUUAAGAAGCAAGAGGGCGAACUUUUGAACAUUAAAUCGCUGUUGUCGAGUGCCAAGCAAGAGGCUAAAUGCCUGCAAGCUCAGAUUCAAAGUGAUUUGAAACAACUUGGAGAUCAAGUGCUUGAGAUGUCUUCUGCUGCUCUUGGUUAUCAAAAGGCUGUAGUAGAGAAUCGAAAACUAUAUAAUAUGGUCCAGGAUCUGAAAGGAAAUAUUCGAGUAUAUUGUAGAAUUAGACCUGUAAGUCCUGAAGUCCAAAAUGUUAUUGAUUUCAUUGGAGAAGACGGGUCUCUAGUGGUAAAAGACCCCAAACCCCUAAAAGAUGGAAAGAAAAUUUUCCAAUUUAAUCAUGUCUUUGGUCCAUCAUCCUCUCAAGAUGAGGUUUUCAGAGACACACAAUCUCUGGUUAGAUCUGUAAUGGAUGGUUACAAUGUGUGUAUGUUCGCAUAUGGUCAAACUGGAUCAGGCAAAACACAUACUAUGUAUGGCCCUCCAGGUGGAUCAACGAAGGAGUGGGGAAUCAGUUAUUUGGCUCUGAAUGAUCUCUUUAAGCUUUCUGAUCAAAGAAGUGACCUCACCAAGUACGAAAUUCAAGUCCAGAUGGUUGAGAUUUACAAUGAACAAGUCCAUGAUCUUCUUGCUGAAGAUUCAGGCGUUAAGAAAUUAGAGAUCCGGAGUUGUAUGAGUGAAAACGGCUUGGCCCUUCCUGAUGCUACAUUGCGUCCAGUGAAGUCAACAAUGGAUGUCAUAAACUUGAUGAAGCUUGGUGAUAUGAGACGAUCUAUUGGUUCCACAGCAAUCAACAGUAAAAGUAGUCGUUCACACAGUGUAUUGUCCGUUCAUGUCUCUGGUGCCGAUACUUCUGGAAGCAUGCUUCGGAGCUGCCUCCAUCUGGUAGAUCUGGCUGGCAGCGAACGGGUGGAUAAGUCAGAAGUAACUGGUGAUGGGCUCCGUGAAGCACAGCACAUAAACAAGUCUCUUUCUUGUUUGGUUGAUGUUAUCACAGCCUUGGCUCAGAAAAAUUCACAUAUUCCCUACAGAAACAGCAAGCUCACUUUACUUCUUCAGAAUUCUUUAGGAGGAAAUUCCAAAACCUUGAUGCUUGCUCACGUGAAUCCAGAGGGUGAUUCUUUCGGAGAGACAAUGAGUACAUUGAAAUUCGCACAGAGGGUCUCAACAGUAGAGCUCGGUGCAGCUCGUGCGAAUAAAGAGAGCAGCAGUGAGGUAUUAGAACUCAAAGCUCAGAUAGAAAGCUUAAAAAGAGCAUUGGAUAUUAAGGAAAUUAGGACCCCUCCAAUGAAGAAAGUAACAGAAUCAGCAAGGCCAACAACAGAACGAACGCCCCCACGUGUCAGAAGAUUAAGCAUCGAGAAUGGCUCCAACACAGCACUGGAGAAACCUAUGAAUUAUGAUGACAGAAGGGCGGCUAAAACUCCUUCCGCAAAGCCUAAACAGACGGAGCGAACGCCUCCUCCAAAAAGCAGAAGGUUGAGCAUUGAAAAUGUCACCCCUAAAACAGCAGGGGUAUCUAUGAACUAUGAUGACAGAAGGGCGGCGAAAACGCCUCCCCCAAGGAGCAGAAGGUUAAGCAUUGAAAAUGGCACCACUAUAGCAGCAGGUGCAUCCAAGAAUCAUGAGGAAAAGGGGGCCAAGACUCCUCCUACGAACACUCGUUCACGAAGAUUGAGUCUAGAAGGUCCGAGGAAUAUACAGAAGGAUUCCAACCUCAUAAAAUCACCAAAACCGAUAACCAAGAUCUCAAAGCCAGAAGUGAGAAGUCAGCAAAAUCAUAGCCAGCUUGAUCAAAGGGCGCCUCGUAGCCCAAUAAGUUAUUCUGUGAAAAGCCCGAUGAUCAAGCUUGAUACAGCAAACAUGAGGGUGAUUCCGUCACAUACACCAAAAACACCAGAACCACAGAUAAAAUCAAGGAACGAGAUCCAGAGACCGCUGGCAACUGACUGUGGCCAGACGCCUUCCACAACUCAUGGAAAAGGAUCCCAGAUAAGAAAGUCUCUUCGAACUAUUGGGAAAUUCAUCAAUGGCUCAGAGAAGAGGAAUCAUCAGCAGCAACCAACAAAAUCGAUGACACCAUUCAAAGGGACUGGCACGAUGCAUGAUCCUAAGUCUCCAACAUCAUCUAAUCCAAGGGCCUUGAGGAGGCAGUCAUUGACAAGCAUACAGCCACCAGAAAGAUCUAGACGAUCUUCGAUUGGGGGCAUUCCAACCGAGCCUUAUGGAAAUGAGAGUGUAAAUGCCAAGACACCCCCUCCAGUUGGAGUUUCGGCAAAGUUAACAAAACGCUGGCUAUAAAUUGCAAGGAAAUUUGCUUUGGCUCGAAGCAAACUGGGAGAAGCUGACAAUUUGAUUUCUUGUACAGAAGUUCAAGGUUUGUAGAAUUUUUGAACGGGAAAUCAAGGGAAAAAAUGGAUUCUUGAUUGACACAAAUGUCAUUGUCUAUGAGAUUGACACUAA
This is a messenger RNA of Salvia hispanica, 3531 nucleotides long. The record is from RefSeq and is a predicted model, not a curated record. Lineage: Eukaryota; Viridiplantae; Streptophyta; Magnoliopsida; Lamiales; Lamiaceae.